GAGCAUACAUACCAUCUGACGUGAUCCCUUAAACUUUUGGAAAGGCCUAUUGGCUCAUCGCAGUGCAAGAAUAUGGCAUUCCAAUACCCACCACUACCUAAACCAGAUGCCAUCCGCUUACUCAUCCUUAAGCCUAGGGGCUUCUAUGAUCAGCUUACAGGAAUACUAGAGUCCGUGACGUUCUCGGAACGGCCUAAAUAUUUAGCCCUCUCAUAUACCUGGGAGAGUCGGCAGCCUGACACCCACGGCCUUCCUUUGGACGAACUGACUCUUAAUGGGCAUGACAUACCUAUUAAGCGCAAUUUGGCGCUCGCUCUCCGAUACCUUAGGUCGGAGAACCAUCCGCUACCUCUCUGGAUCGAUGCUGUCUGUAUCGACCAAGGUAACAUCGAUGAGCGGAACGACCAGGUAGCUCUCAUGGCUUCAAUCUACUCGCGCGCUACCGCAGUCAUUACCUGGCUAGGUUUCAUGACAGGUGAUGAAAUCCGUUACCUUUAUCCCCCCCACUAUGCAGUGGAUGAUCCGUAUAAGGAUCCGUACAAUCGAGGAAAUAGCAAAGAACUAGCAACGUGGUUCACCGAGCACACAUUGAUCAGCUCUACUACUGGUAGCCGAAAUCCCGCUCACUCCAACGCCGCAGAAAUAGAGGCGCUGCAGCGAAUUGAAGCCAUCAACCAGCACGGUAAUAAGAUGGUCAUGACUACGAGCUAUUGGCAGCGUCUGUGGGUAGUGCAGGAGGUUGGACUCGCGCAGAAGAUCUUCUUCGUCUGUGGGCCAACGGUGUUUGUCAACGAGGAGAAUCUACGAUGGGCACACCAGAUGCAAGCUGUUAAAAUAGCAAAGGGCAUGGGAAGUAUGCUGGAAGCACGGCGUACACGCUUCACAAACCUCAUACGUCUCCAGAACCUGAUUGAACAGUUUGCGGGCCAGAUAUGCUCUGAGCCCCGGGACAAAAUUUACAGUCUGGUAGGUCUAGCCAAUGAUGUUAUUGCCGUCCAGAGCAGCAGCAGUGUCGACGACGGGAAGCACAUCGGCGGCCCCGCCGAAAGUAUUCAAUAUAUAGGGAGCGAAGAUGUGGAAUUCGUCAUCGACUACCGCAGGCGCUUCUACGAUAUAUGGUGUGGCGUUGUGCUGUAUAUCUUCCAAUGCCCGCAUUAUUUCGUGCCAGAUCACCUUGACACAGAUGAGGAGGAGCUCUCACGCCUGCGCCAUGAACGACUCACAAAUGUUGUUCGAUUCGCAGGUAUAGUACAGAACACGCUCCAAGACGAAGUGGAGCGCGAGUUAACAGGAAUAACUACAUCUACACUCGAGACUGAAAGGAACUCUAUUCUCGGUCCGAAGCUCUUUGGCCACCACCUCGUUCCCAUCCGUGGCUACGUAGCAGGUAGGGUUCUGGACCUAGGCCCAUCUUACGCCGACUUCGUGGCCUCUUUCCGCCAUCAGACGGCCUGGAAGACGAAGUGGCGCAAGCACUACCGCAAAGAAGUCGAUCUCGCGCAGUUGCGAGAGAUGGAGGAAACUUAUUCAGCUAAAAUUCUCAACUAUAGUGAUGCCGAUAUCGCGAGGAUUGCCCCCCUCCUGGAGGAGUCCUUCGUGACGUUCCGGUCCCCGGACAACGGUCCCCUGGACGACCUCACUGCUGCUGGGACCCACGUGGACGGCAUCCAGAUCAUAGAGAGCAUGCUGAGCACUCUAUCAGCCAAGACUGUGCCGCAAACUGUACCAGACGGGAGGGUGUCACGGUUCCUAGGCACGAAAUACUGUAUGGGUCUGGCACCGCCAGGAACUGUUGUAGGGGACUGGGUAAUUCGGUUUUGGGACUGCGAUGCUGCUAUCAUUGUGCGCCCCAACGAGCCGGCUAGCAUUGACAGUCCAUGUGCGCUUGUCGGUCGAGCAGACGUUGCAGAGGUCCGUGAUCGAAAAGGCCCGUUUGGAGACACUCUGGGUAAUCAGGCGCUCACCCGCCAUGCAAACGGCGACGAUGAGGACACACGCAUGGAUAUGGUAAUGACUUGGUAUACAUUACAGCGUAUCACAGCUUCGAUCGAUACUUGACUCAUUAUAACAUCUCAAUCUUGAAUCCCUACAACCAAUUUCGGUCUGUUAUUUCCUGCACCGAUAUUUUGGCUUCAAGCCUGCCCAAGUACGGAAUUACCGUCAUUCAAGCACUCAUCCCUUGUUGCCGUAGAAAUACAGCUAUCAAGAACCAGGGGGCA
Molecule: messenger RNA, 2219 nt
Organism: Xylaria bambusicola
Lineage: Eukaryota; Fungi; Ascomycota; Sordariomycetes; Xylariales; Xylariaceae
Product: heterokaryon incompatibility protein-domain-containing protein
Exons: 2
Coding region: 73-2058 (661 amino acids)
Source: RefSeq, a predicted model, not a curated record